Echinops telfairi (small Madagascar hedgehog) is the source of this 1294-nucleotide messenger RNA. It is a transcript of the gene STAC3, whose product is annotated as SH3 and cysteine rich domain 3. Lineage: Eukaryota; Metazoa; Chordata; Mammalia; Afrosoricida; Tenrecidae. Gene Ontology annotation, cellular component: extrinsic component of cytoplasmic side of plasma membrane. Gene Ontology annotation, molecular function: protein binding. Gene Ontology annotation, biological process: positive regulation of protein localization to plasma membrane; positive regulation of voltage-gated calcium channel activity; skeletal muscle contraction. The record is from RefSeq and is a predicted model, not a curated record.
AUGGGAACAGACCAGCGCGACGGCCGCCUCGAUGCCGCUGUGGCCCUGGCCAGCUCCUCUCGCCUCCCUCUCCUUCCCAUCCUCUUCUGUCAUUUUAGUGAGAACCGCUGCUCUAGAGAGAGUGACAGCUAGGGUCACAUCAGACUUCCUUCACCUCUGCCUUCCCUCCCUCAGCUACAGCGACUAAAGCAGUUCAGGAAGGGGUCUAUGGAGACAAAGGAGGCGGAGGAGCUUCCCCCCGAGCCCCAGGCCAAUGGAGAGGCAGUGGGGGCCGGGGGUGGGCCCAUCUACUACAUCUACGAGGAAGAGGAGGAGGAGGAAGAAGAGGAAGAAGAGUCACCUCCAGAACCUCCUAAGCUUGUCAAUGAUAAGCCCCACAAAUUCAAGGAUCAUUUCUUCAAGAAGCCCAAGUUCUGUGAUGUCUGUGCCCGGAUGAUUGUGCUCAACAACAAAUUUGGGCUUCGCUGUAAGAACUGCAAAACCAACAUCCACGACCACUGCCAGCCCUACGUGGAGAUGCAGCGGUGCUUCGGCAAGAUUCCCCCUGGUUUCCGCCGGGCCUAUAGUUCCCCACUCUACAGCAACCAGCAGUACGCUUGUGUCCAAGAUCGCUCUGCUGCUAAUCGCAACGACCCUGUGUUUGAAACCCUGCGCACAGGGGUGAUCAUGGCAAACAAGGAACGGAAAAAGGGACAGGCAGAUAAGAAAAAUCCUAUAGCAGCCAUGAUGGAGGAGGAGCCAGAAUCAGCCCGGCCAGAGGAAGGAAAGCCCCAAGUUGGAAACCCUGAAGGGAAUAAGAAGGCCGAGAAGAAGUCACCAGAUGACAAACACAAGCAGCCCGGCUUCCAGCAGUCUCACUACUUUGUGGCUCUGUACCGGUUCAAAGCCCUGGAGAAGGAUGAUCUGGAUUUCCCGCCUGGAGAGAAGAUCACUGUGGUUGAUGACUCCAACGAGGAGUGGUGGCGGGGGAAAAUUGGGGAGAAGAUCGGAUUUUUCCCACCAAACUUCAUCAUUCGGGUCCGUGCUGGGGAGCGUGUGCACCGCGUGACGAGAUCUUUUGUGGGGAACCGUGAGAUAGGGCAGAUCACUCUCAAGAAGGAUCAGAUCGUGGUGCAGAAAGGAGACGAAGCCGGUGGCUAUGUCAAAGUCUACACCGGCCGCAAGGUGGGGCUGUUCCCCACCGACUUCUUGGAGGAGAUUUAGGGGUGCUGAUGCCUGCAGGCCAGAGAUACACCUUCCCCAUUCUGGGCGGACCUAGUUGAGGUUGGGAAGGAAAGGGGCAAAGGCAACUGGA